Pseudophryne corroboree (corroboree frog) is the source of this 1026-nucleotide messenger RNA. RefSeq names its product olfactory receptor 5P52-like. Gene Ontology annotation, biological process: G protein-coupled receptor signaling pathway. Gene Ontology annotation, cellular component: membrane. The record is from RefSeq and is a predicted model, not a curated record. The transcript has a single exon. Bases 64 to 1026 code for a protein of 320 amino acids. Gene Ontology annotation, molecular function: olfactory receptor activity; odorant binding; G protein-coupled receptor activity. Lineage: Eukaryota; Metazoa; Chordata; Amphibia; Anura; Myobatrachidae.
CACAAGAAUAUCUAGGACUACACAUAUCACGAUGAUGAAUCUUUCCUGUCUCGUCUGACAAUAAUGGGUUAUGAGAACAGAACUACUGUCACAGAAUUCAUACUUGCUGGGUUAACAGAAAGCUCAGACUUUAAAUGUACUUUAUUUGUCUUGUUCUUCAUCAUUUACACACUGACUCUGGUGCAGAACUCAGCACUCAUUGCACUAAUCAGCUGGAAUGCUCAGCUCUGCACUCCUAUGUACAUUUUCCUGCGCCAGCUAUCUUUCAUUGACAUCUGCUAUUCUUCAUCUGUCACAAUUAAGAUGCUGAUGGACUUUGUGUCUGAUAAAACUUCCAUCUCAGUAACAGGAUGCGGCCUUCAGAUGCUUUCCUAUGCUGGAUUUGGAGGAAGUGAAUGUCUUCUCCUGGCAGCCAUGUCCUAUGACAGAUAUGUGGCAAUUUGCCACCCACUGACAUAUCUACAAAUAAUAAAUAAGCGGACUCUUAUAAUUCUAUUUGUAGUCUCCUAUCUUGGUGGCUUUAUUAAUGGCUUUGUUCAGACCGGGUUCUCAUUCUUCCACCUGGAUUUCUGUGAGAAUCAGCAGCUCAUUCACCAUUUUUACUGUGAUGUCAUAGCGCUAAUUGAAAUUUCUUGUGGUGACACAAGUUUAAAUCAAACGAUGCUCUUCUCUUUAGUGGGGUUCAUUGAGCUCUCAUCUCUCUUUCUAAUCUUGGUUUCUUAUAUGUAUAUAAUCUCAGCUGUUCUGCAAAUCCGUUCCUUUACAGGGCGUAGGAAAGCAUUCUCUACCUGCGCAUCCCAUCUCACUGUUGUGACUCUAUUUUAUGGAACAAUUAUAUUUAUGUACUUGAGACCUUCAUCUACCUACAGCCCAAACCAAGACAAGGUUAUUGCUGUCUUUUACACAGUAAUCAUCCCUUUCCUCAACCCUUUAAUAUACAGCCUCAGGAACCGGGAGGUAAAAGACUCAGUCAGGAAGAUUGGUUUUUGCAUUAUUCAGACAUUUGGAAGUGUAGCAUUGUUGUGA